GAAGUAAUCAUCGGUUUUUCAAUAAUGAUUAUCGCAUGACAAUAAUCAUAUUGUCAAUUCUUAUAUUAUGUGCUAGUUGUAUGCAUCAAACAAUGGCUGUGGUCAAAUAAACAUAAACUGGAACAAAUUUUUGCCUGAUAUCGGUGGUAUUGAGAGCACUCCACGUAACAAUUACGAAGAUGCUUAUUGAGCAGCUGAAGAGCUCCCCCUCCCUCCCCUUUUAUUAUUAUUAUUGUGGGAGGCUAGUUUAGGAACAAGAAGUUAAAAGAAACGCCAUAAAGCAAUUUUUAAGCUGAAAAGGUUUUUGUGUAUGUGCCCUUCGAAUGUCACUGUAAGUUACCUGAUCUUUGGUCACUCGCUGAAAUAAAUUAUGCUUUGUUAUAAAUCUAACUGUCGCGUACCAAAGAGAAAACACGCAUUUGUUUCUGUUAGUAGAAAGCGUAGCUCUCAUAAUUUUGAGUUGCCAAACUAUAUGAGUGCAAAUAAAGCAAAAUGUCUAUACGAUAAGGGCCAUGAACUCUUUUUUUUUUUCCUUCGCCAUUGUAACAUGUCGUCAAAAAAUAAAACCACUGCAGAAAAGUCAUUCAAAGGCUCGCUUAACCGAGAUACACUGAAGAUGUCUCAAAACAAGCCGGCAACGUCUUCAGAGCGAACAAAACAUAAAACUCCUUUUCCUGCUUCAAAAAAAUACGUUAGCAAGAACGUGUCUCCGAGCAAGAGAAAGUUGGAAGAGGAAGAUACGAGAGAUGUUGACUUUAUAGUAUCGACUAAAGAUCCUCCACCACUGGUUUUACCUCUACCAAACGAUGAUAUCGAUUCAUUUCUUGGAUUGCUAUCUGGCAUAAUUCAAAAGCAUCUGGAGGAGGAGGAUUCAGUCGAUCUUGACGAAAAACGGGUUGAACAAUCAAGAAGAAGUACACAAGCAACAAAAGAAGAUGUACAUCCUCUCUUAAAUCAAGCAUCAUAUGACGAGGAUUUAUACUUUGUAGAUUUAGACACUUACAACGAAAGAGAAAUUCUUGACUGUACCUAUGAUUUCGAUCCAAUCGUUCUUGAAACAAUAGAGGAAACACCAGAAGCAGUAGAAAGCAACACUUCUCUUAGCCUAGUAAAGAAUCAAGUUGAUGAUGUAAAAAAUAAAAGCCCCAAAGAUGAUAAGAGUCCAGUGAAGGACUACAUCUCCUGGUUAAUAUUUGACGACGACGGUGAAUUUAUAAAAUUUAAGGUAAAAGAAGUAUCUCUUAUAGAAUUAUUAUACUCAUUGAUCUUAGGAUGAAUGUGAUUUAAUUGAACGUGAACCUGUAUUUGAUGAAGCUACGCGUGAGUUUUUUUCAACUAUCGAACAAUCUAUCAGGCAAUAUGAAAAUAUGUCCUCAGUUUCAGUUAGAAAUGCUGUUAAGUCUCCGCCCGUUAAAGGUAUAAAGAGCACGACAGACAAUGUUAAAAUAGGUACGGGGAAAAAAGCAUCAAAUGAGAGAGAAGAUGACGAGAAGUCACU
This is a messenger RNA of Mucor mucedo, 1498 nucleotides long. RefSeq lists its product as uncharacterized. The transcript has 3 exons. The record is from RefSeq and is a predicted model, not a curated record. Lineage: Eukaryota; Fungi; Mucoromycota; Mucoromycetes; Mucorales; Mucoraceae. The coding region runs from base 371 to 1276 and encodes 301 amino acids.